UCUUGAUUCUAAUUUGCACAGUGCGCGUCUGCAAGUAAAUGCUGAAUAGCGGCCUCUCUAUUUAUCUAAUCCGCUAAUUUUGGCGCCUUCAAAACCGCAAAUCUCAUCACCAACUUUCCUUUUCGUUGUAACCCUCCUUCCCUUCUUCACUUUUAACUUACCAUAUUCUCAUUUUUUGUAUAUUUUCCUUAAUCUCCUCAAACGUGGAUUCAACUGUUAACAACUUAACAUAUAUAGUAGUUGUAUUACAGUGGGUAAACACCGACCGACCAAACCCAUGUUUUGCUUUUGUUCUUUUUGUUGCUGGGGAUUGAGAUUUUUCCACUGCUGAUGUGUAAUACAGAACAGAGAGUUGAGAGAGAAAUGGGAGAGUUAGACACUUCGUUUUCUUGUUCCAGUCUCUUGUGUCGGGAAACUGAAGAAGAUGCAUGUUUUUCCGAAACAGAGAAAGAAGAUGAUCGAAGUGUUUACUUCAAAUCAUGUUUUGUUUCGGACAAUGAAGACGAGUAUAUCGAGCUGUUGGUUCAAAGAGAGAUUGAAAUCGGAUUCAAAACCAGUGCAUCGUUUAGUGAUUCGAAACAUAAAAGUUGGUUGGAAUGUGCUCGCUUAGAUGCUAUUCAAUGGAUGUUCAAUACAAGAGCAAUUUUCGGGUUUCAAAUCCAUACAGCUUAUUUAUCUGUCAUAUACUUUGAUCGGUUUCUAUCAAAGAGAUCCAUUGAUGAUGGGAAGUUGUGGGCUAUUCGAUUGUUAUCAGUAACAUGUUUAUCAUUAGCAGCAAAAAUGGAGGAAUGCAGUGCCCCUGCUUUUUCAGAAUUUCCUAUACAAGAUUACCAAUUUGAGAAUAAAACGAUCCAAAAAAUGGAGUUAUUGGUACUUACCACCUUGGAAUGGAAGAUGAGUUCAAUCACACCCUUUGCUUAUUUGGAUUAUUUCAUCCAUAAAUUUUAUGGUGAAUAUAGGCCUAAAGGAUUAGUCUCCAAAAUUAUGCAACUUAUCAUGUCAAUGAUAAAAGAAAUCAGUUUAGUGGAUCAUCGACCCUCGAUUAUUGCUGCGGCCGCAGUGUUAGCUGCUUAUGAUAGCCGAUUAACAAGAAAAUCAAUUGAUCUCAAUGUUGACUUCAUUUCAUUUUGGGGAACUCUAGAAAAUGAACAUAUAUUUUGGAGCUAUAAUAUGAUGCAGGAAAUAGAGAUGAGAAAAUCGAAGACACCAUCGUCUGUUAUUUCUUCAAAUUAUUCAUCAGUAACUUAUAGCUCACUUGAUGCUAUUGAGACUUCUUCUGCUGUCAGUAAUGGAGCUGGCACUAAGAGGAAACUUACAUUCAAUGAGUCCGAUCGAAAUAGCCCACCGACGAAGAAAUUCUAUCAGCUGUGAAUGACUCAGAGUUUGGUGGUAGGAUUUGGGUUUAUUGAUUGGAUUACUUUGACAGUCUAUGAAAAAGAAAAGAUUGAUUAUUGCAAUUAGAUUUGGUUAGAUAGGUGUAAUGAAUGUUUUCAUCCAUUUCAUUAAGAUUUGGUGUUGAUCCUUUGGGGGAUUUCAUUUUCCAAUAACAAACUAAAGUUUUCAGCCUGCGAUAACUAAGUUAGAUAAAAACAAAGGGAUAGCUUAAGCCUACAGUAAAAGAUAAGAAUCCAUCGGGGAAGAGAUCUGUCAAGUGAAUGCCAGAAGCCAAUUGAAGAUCGUUCGGUUUAGACGUUUUCUCAAGCGUUGCUUUGAAGAAUGCUACUGUUGCUUACCCGUUUCUUUCAAUUUGUUUGUAUUUUGUUCUUCCUUUUGAUGUUUUUGUUUUGACAAAGUAUAGUUAAAUAGAUAUAAUGACUUGCAACCUUGAGGCCUACCCCUUUUGAUGAGGGGGGACUUGGGAUGCUUCCUAUGUCUUUCAAAAGGCUGAAAGCCAUGAGGAAUGAGGAGCUGCUUUUGUUUGAUUUGAUUCA
Molecule: messenger RNA, 1931 nt
Organism: Gossypium raimondii (Peruvian cotton)
Lineage: Eukaryota; Viridiplantae; Streptophyta; Magnoliopsida; Malvales; Malvaceae
Product: cyclin-D5-1
Exons: 5
Coding region: 331-1371 (346 amino acids)
Biological process (GO): regulation of cyclin-dependent protein serine/threonine kinase activity; mitotic cell cycle phase transition
Cellular component (GO): nucleus; cyclin-dependent protein kinase holoenzyme complex; cytoplasm
Molecular function (GO): cyclin-dependent protein serine/threonine kinase regulator activity
Source: RefSeq, a predicted model, not a curated record